AAGAAAUCACUGCCCUCGCUCAUGCAGUCACGCCGUCGUCGGCUCGAGGACUGAGGGCCGCGUUAUCCUCUGGCCGUGGGCCUCAUGUGCUGAGGUAUGCUCACGCUGAGCAGCCAUCGAAUGUCUGUCUCCUGAGUCUCUGAGGUGGAAGUGCGUCCUUCUUGACGGACGGGGCAUGCUUCAUGGCCAGGCAGUCGGAGGGUACGGCGCCAGACGGUCACCAGCACAAACUGCUGCUCUCUCUCUCUCCCUCAUCAAGUGGCUGGUGGGAGUCAAGAUGCCCCGAGUCCUCUUCCACCAUGACGCCUUGCUUGCCGUUCCGUCCAUUUCUACAAGAGAUGUGACCACACAGCCAGCUCAGAUCUCACGGUCUCGCCCUACUCCAACCGCGCACCCGAAUUUACUCAAUGUAAGACAUGCGAAGCGAGAAGAAGAGCGCCGCGAGCCGGGCGCCAAUCGAGCUGCGGAGAAGGAGGUCACGAUCUUGCAUUUUGCCAACGGUGACACAAUGGACAUGGUGAGUGUCUACCCAAGAAUCUCCACCAAUGAGGUGAAGAUUCGCCGAGUACAGCAGCGUCUGUUCAGGACCCUCCCGAACCUUUCGAGUCCCGCAAGAGCAAGGCGAAACAAAGCGGAAAAGGAUGAGGGCGAGGGCGAGGUCGAGAGUGGAGGAGGCCCGGCUGGUGGACAGCGAUACGCUACGGAGGGAGACCAUGGCAAGGCGGUGCCAAUCCUUCACCACCAGAAUGAUCUACACAUCGCCGUCUCCAUGGAUCGUUGUUGA
Messenger RNA from Sphaerulina musiva SO2202, 784 nucleotides. RefSeq lists its product as uncharacterized. The transcript is spliced from 3 exons. Bases 176 to 784 code for a protein of 202 amino acids. The record is from RefSeq and is a predicted model, not a curated record. NCBI's taxonomy places the organism in Eukaryota, Fungi, Ascomycota, Dothideomycetes, Mycosphaerellales, Mycosphaerellaceae.